Spizellomyces punctatus DAOM BR117 is the source of this 1428-nucleotide messenger RNA. RefSeq names its product CAMKK/CAMKK-META protein kinase. The record is from RefSeq and is a predicted model, not a curated record. Gene Ontology annotation, cellular component: cytoplasm. NCBI's taxonomy places the organism in Eukaryota, Fungi, Chytridiomycota, Chytridiomycetes, Spizellomycetales, Spizellomycetaceae. Gene Ontology annotation, molecular function: ATP binding; protein serine/threonine kinase activity. The coding region runs from base 97 to 1338 and encodes 413 amino acids. The transcript is spliced from 10 exons. Gene Ontology annotation, biological process: protein phosphorylation; intracellular signal transduction.
AUGUUCUUAACCGCAGGUUGAGGACGCGUCCCACGUCCGCUGUUGGGCGACGACCUGUCCAGCUGGUUCCAUUCCAACAUUCCAUUACAUACUGUCAUGUCCUCUCUCAAUGUUCCUGAAGACACAUUGAGCACAUUAGGACCCCCCCGCUCUCCUAGUCGAGCUUCCCGACGAGCCUCCGCAGAUGCCGGCAUCAAAGAGACCCUCAACGCCGUCUUUCGAGAAGAAAGUGACGGCCAGCGGACACUCAACCAAUAUAUUAUCAAAGACGUCCUCGGCAAAGGCGCCUACGGAACUGUUUACUACGGCGUUGACACCUCGGCAGAAGGCCAAAAUGAAGGUGUCGCCAUAAAGGAAUUCAGUAAAUCCAAGCUCCGCAGGCAAAAACUCCAGCGGGAAGGUGGUCCGUUUGGUGCAAGAGGGCUUCGAGGACGCGGACGAGGGGCCGGUGUCGCACCUAGUGCAUUGUCUCAUGCGAAUAUGCUGGCCAAAUCGGAUAACCCUAUUGAUCUGGUUAGAGGGGAAAUAGCCAUUUUGAAAAAACUAGACCAUGAAAAUGUUGUGCGAUUGUAUGAGGUGUUGGAUGAUCCACAGCAGGACUCCCUUUACAUGGUCUUUGAACUCUGCAGCAAAGGACCCAUCAUGGACAUCUCCCUCGAUAAGCCCACUGCUCCCCUCCCAGAAGACCUAGCCCGGGACUACUUUCGACAAAUGAUUCUAGGAAUAGAAUACCUCCAUGAACACGAUAUUGCACAUCGUGAUAUCAAGCCGGACAAUAUGCUUGUCGCAGCGGACGGAACACUCAAGAUUGUCGACUUUGGCGUCUCUGAGAUAUUCAGUCCUGCUAGCGACCGUCUCAAAACUUCGGCGGGGUCACCGGCCUUUUCCGCACCGGAGGUCUGCGUUGCACACCAUGGUGAUUUCUCGGCUCGCGCGUGCGAUAUUUGGGCAAUGGGCGUGACGCUCUAUUGCAUGCUAUUUGGUUCAUUACCGUUCAAUGGAACAUCUAUUAUAGAUCUGUAUGAAAGCAUUCGGUCUGCACCGACUCCUUAUCCCGACAGCGCGAGUGCGCUCCAGAGAAAUGUUUUGGAGCGAUUAUUAGAAAAGAACCCCACACAGCGUAUCUCGAUGGACGAACUGCGGGUUCAUCCGUGGGUGACAAAAAAUGGCACAGCUCCGUUACGAAGCAGAUCCGAAAACUGUGUACCCGUCUCUGAUAUUACUGAAGAGGAUAUCAAAACAGCUGUCAAGGGCAUCAUUCCACUCUUUACGGUGUUGAAGGCAGUCAAUAAACUCAAGAAGCUCCGCCAAAGCGCGGAAGUAGACAGCAAAGGAUAGUAUCAUACCCGCCCUUUUUUGUACGUGCCUUACAAAAUACACAUAUAUAGAUUGAAAAUGCCCAAAAAGUCCAAAAAAAAUAUGAUACAA